AAAGGAGGCAAGAUAGACAUUUAUGACUUUCAUUUAAUUUUGUUUCAACAGAAUUCACAACAAGUCCAAACUGACAAUUCUUAUCAUCUGCCCCAUUUUGUCAGAAAGGAAAUAAAAUAAGCUCAGAUUCAAGCCUUCGAGUCUGACAAUGAACUUGGAGUAAAUUUAAGACAAACUGAGGUGACAGGAGGAGAAGCAGGAAAUGUCUCUGAGCAACAACCAACGUGUACGCAGGAUCUCCAUGCAGUGCUGAGGGAGAUGAGCGGCGUGUUGGCUGGACUGAAGGUUGAGAUGAGAUACUUGCAGCGUGAUAAUACAGAACAAGCUAAAAAGAGCAGAGAAUUGGAGCAGCAGUACCAAGCACAAUCAGCUAAGGUGAAUCAACUGGAGUCACAAAAGACGGAGCUGAAGCAACAGUACCAAGAACAAGCAGCAAGGCUGAGAGAACUGGAGUCACAAAAGAUGGAGCUGAAGCAACAGUACCAAGAACAGGCAGCUGAACUGCUCACCAUUAAAGCCAGAGCAAACACAACAGAAAACCAUGUGAACACUCUGACAAGAGAAGGAGAAGUGAAACGAGUGGCUUUCUCAGCAUCUUUGGUCGUUUCUGGCUAUGAAACUAUUGGACCAUUUAACGCACACACCAACCUGAUCUUCAGAAACGUUGUUACAAAUGUUGGAAAUGCCUAUAACCCAAACACAGGCUUUUUCAUAGCCCCAGUGAGAGCAGCCUACCACUUUGAGUUCUACAUUUAUGGAGAUGGACAUCCUUCACAUCCUACUGCUGCUGCGCUUGUCAAGAAUGGAGAACAUGUUGUUAUUGCCUAUGAACAUCAGACUUCAGGGUCUGUUAAUCCUGCUAAUGGUGUCACUUUGUUAUUAGAGGUUGGAGAUGUUGUGUUUUUGCGUCAGUGGGCAAACUCAAGGAUUUACGACAAUUCUAAUCACCAUACUACCUUUAGUGGCCAGCUUCUUUUCACAUUGUGAGAGUUCUUCAGUUCACUGAUACUCAUGCAGUUUAUUAUCAGAAUGUAUUUUUGUAUUUCAGUUUUCUAAUUGAUGUAAACACAAUCUUCCUAUUAAAGUUUUAUCUUCAGCUGCAUCUGUUUCUGGAUUUGCAUGAAUGUGGUAACUACAGGGACCUAGUUCAAGCAGACGUACCAGCUUUAUGCUCACUCAUACCCCGGUGGAUGGUUUAUUCCAGUUACUCCAUCUGCUUAUAGGACUUGCUUCUGCUUUUAAAUCUCUACCGCCUCCCCAGCUCUUCCUGUAGGCUAUAAUUCUAGGAAAGGAGCAUCAUUUUAAUCACCCCCAAUAUAUGUAUGUCUUCCUUAAAAUAGGGGAUUUAUUUAGAUCGGAUUCUCUAAGCCAAAAUGUUUUAGCAGUAGGAAAACUGUUGAGCUCUUCAUCACAUGACUUGUCUGAUUGAACUAUACACUGUAACGGGGUGUGAAGGAUUUUAUUUUAUUUUUUAAUGAAAGCUGAACGUGAUUGAUCACAUGUUUGUUCUUUUCAAUGAAUUGUGGUGGUGUAUAAAGAUAAA
Molecule: messenger RNA, 1543 nt
Organism: Cololabis saira (Pacific saury)
Lineage: Eukaryota; Metazoa; Chordata; Actinopteri; Beloniformes; Belonidae
Product: complement C1q-like protein 4
Exons: 8
Coding region: 259-987 (242 amino acids)
Molecular function (GO): protein binding
Source: RefSeq, a predicted model, not a curated record